Molecule: messenger RNA, 1281 nt
Organism: Closterium sp. Yama58-4
Lineage: Eukaryota; Viridiplantae; Streptophyta; Zygnematophyceae; Desmidiales; Closteriaceae
Source: the annotation of a GenBank genome assembly
AUGGCGCUGGAGGAAGAACUUGCAGGAAGAAGCACAAUCGCCUGCGAAAACGACGUCGUCAAGCGAGAGUCUUUCUGCAUUUCCAGUUUUGCCUUCCAUUUAACUUCAACUGCGAUCUAUGCUGCGACAACCACGACGCUAUCUGCCCUCUCUGUCCGCUCUCACGGCCUGGAGCCGUCUAGCAGUGCGACGCUGCACUUUCGCUGCACAAGCUUCUCCUUCACGGCGUCUUACAAUCUCCACUACCCAAAACGUCGAGCAAUGCGACGCUGCGCGAGCUUCACGUCCACCGCUUCUCGCUGCGUCCGCGAUUCUCUAUCUUCUCAUACUUGCGACAUUUCUACUUCGGAAUCGCGUUUCUCGGAUGAAAUUUCGUUGAAGGUCGCCACUCUCCGUCGAAGAUCGCGACUCUCCGUCAGAUCGCGACUUGACAUAUUGACAUGGAGACCGAGUAACAUCGCCUCACCUCCUACAUCCGGAAAGCCAACUCGGUGUUUCGAUGCCUGCGCGGACCUCCCUCCUGCUUGCGCGGACCUCCCUCCUGCUUGCGCGGACGAUGCUGCUGCCUUCGCGGACCUCCCUGCUGCCUUCGCGAACAUCCCUGCUGCCUUCGCGGAUGACAUUGCUGCCUUCGCGGACGUCCUGGUGCCUUCGGCAACGCCCCUACUGCCUUUACGAGCGUCAGACACAGAUGAGUAUCAGCACCCCUCUCCUCAACCUGCUCUGCCUUUUAUCUUUUCAUCAUCCAUCAUUAUCCCCCCCACGCAUUCCUCAUGUCAUCCCACCUGCUCGCACCACACUCAAGGGUUCCCCCAGGUCUCAGGUUGCUCUGGACGCGCAUGCAGCGAGCUGGCGGGCAGCAGGGCGCUCUUCCUUGCCUGCACCGACCGCCUGCCAUUCGCUCCUCGCAAGACACAAGACGAGUACCUUUUCUGUCCUCUGCUCUCCACUCCACGCUGCUGCUGCUGCACGGACUGUCACCAUGACUGGCGGACCUCUGCGUGGCCCUCCACUCAGCUCCAAGCUGCUGCGCGGACUGUCACUCCCACUGGCGGACUGAGGGGCUGCAGUGUGUCAGGUUGUGCCGCUGGAAGAGGAAGCCGGUACCCUUUGGUGGUGGUGGCGGUGUUGGUGUUGGUGUUGGUGUUGGUGGUGGUGGUGGUGGUGGUGGUGGUGGUGGUGGUGGUGGUGGUGGCGGUGGUGGUGGUGGUGGUGGUGGUGGUGGUGGUGGUGGUGGUGGUGGUGGGUGGUGGUGGAGGUGGGGUGGCAGUUGGGGUGUGA